Molecule: messenger RNA, 2126 nt
Organism: Poecilia latipinna (sailfin molly)
Lineage: Eukaryota; Metazoa; Chordata; Actinopteri; Cyprinodontiformes; Poeciliidae
Gene: dse
Product: dermatan sulfate epimerase
Exons: 2
Coding region: 1-1794 (597 amino acids)
Molecular function (GO): chondroitin-glucuronate 5-epimerase activity
Source: RefSeq, a predicted model, not a curated record
AUGUCUCUGGGACAGGGCUGUUUUGGUUUACCUGAGCAACAUAAGAGGUAUGACCCUGGCCUGAUCCCCAAACCCCCAGCAGAUUUUGGAACGUCUCAGCUCCACUACUUCGAGGACUGGGGUGUGGUGACGUAUGGCAGUGCUUUGCCUUCUGGCACCAACAGCUCCUUUCUGUCCUUCAAGUCUGGGAAACUAGGGGGACGUGCCAUCUUUGACAUCGUUCACAAUAACAAGUACAAAGAGUGGAUCAAAGGCUGGAGGAACUUCAACGCUGGUCAUGAGCACCCAGAUCAGAACUCUUUCACCUUUGCACCCAACGGUGUCCCGUUCAUCACAGAGGCACUGUAUGGACCCAAGUAUACUUUGUUAAACAAUGUGGCAUUGUUUGGCUCAACCCUAUCUGGGAGCUGCUUUAAACCUUGGGCUGGACAAGUAACAGAAGCCUGUGACUCUAAGUGGUUAAAGUACAAGGUGGGCCUUGCAGCCGAUGCCCAGGGCAGAGUGGAAGCUGCUAUAAAGAGAGAGGGAAUGGUCUUCAUUCGUGGCGAAGGACAUUCGGCUUAUAACCCAGAACUGAAAAUCAGGAACUUCCAGAGGAACUUGCUGCUUCUUCACCCACAGCUUCUGCUCAUGGUUGACCACAUCCACCUGGACCCAGGGAGCCCAACCAGGGCCAUGAGUGCUUUCUUUCAUAACACAGAGCUCCCAUUUCAGAGUACAAAAGUAGAUGGUGUUCAUGGAGCAUUUGUAACACAUGGGAAGGAGAACUAUAAGAUGUUUUGGAUGGAUGACACAAACUCCAGUAACAAAGGGAUGGUGGGUUACUGGAGUUACCCUCGAGGGUAUCCGUAUAAUGGCUCCAAUUAUGUGAAUGUAACAAUGCCCCUGAGGUACCCGCACACAAGGGUGGCCUAUAUUUUCUUUGGACCAGGCUUGGAUGUACAGAGCUUCAGCUUACGUGGGCAUGAUCAGCAGGUGGAUAUUUACCUAUCCACCAAAGACCAUACCUACACCAUCUACCUUCUGACAGGGGAGGUCACCAGCAAGCCUGUGUUCGCCAUAGUGCUGCUGGACCACAAAAGGAUUGUGUUUGAGAGAGCAGCAGCUGUUGUAGACAGCUUCCCUGUGGAAGUUGAAGAAUACGCCAAUGUGAUGGAGGACAAUCUCCAGCAUGUCAAACCUGUCUUCCAGCAGAUGGAAAGACACAUCCUGGGAAGAGUCCUCAACACUGCCAGCUUCCGUAGGACCGCUGAGCACCUCCUCCAAUUCUCUGACAAGAAGAAGACAGAGGAGGUCAUUAAGAAGAUGUUUGCUAUGUCCAAGAAACAGAACAAGGGUAAGGGGGGAAAGAGGUUAAACCUUGGAGAGAAGCUGUCUGAGAAUCUGCCUGACAUUUUUGCACAAAUUGAGGUCAGCGAAAAGAAUGAGAGACAGAGAAUAUCAAAACAUACAUAUGAGGACAGUCCAGAGGAAGGGGAUGCAGACUCAAGGGCCUUUGUGGAUUAUCCAGCUGGUCACAGGAACAGGAAGGGGGGCUUAGUUAAAGGCCGCAGGUUUAAGGAGGUUCACAUUGUGGCCACAGCAAGGAGUGAGGGGGUCUCUGGUAACCCCUCCUACAUUAGACUGUUCUUGCUUAUGAACACCACUACCUUCUUCCUACUGCUGGCUGUUCUGCUUACUCGAUUUCAGAGGGGGCGGAGCCUCCACACACAGAGGUGCUUUUACACCAUUGUUUUGAUUGACUGCUUCAUCCUGCUGUACCUUUACUCAUCGUGUUCUCACACACAGUGCUGACACCCUGAACCCCUCCGCAUGACAGGAUGUCCUGUCUGUUCAGGGUGAACUGAAAACACACUCCUCUUUGUACCAGAUCUGAUAGCAAAUCAUUAAGGCCACUGUUUAGGAAAGUUAAAAAAGUUUUUUAAAAAGUUAAUUUGUAACUGUCCAGGAAAACAACCAAAAUGACAUAAAAAGACAAAGAGCACUAAAUGUAUGGAUGUAGUACAUUCUUGGUCCACUCAAAUUUUAAUUAUACAUUUUCUUCUUGAUUUCCACCUUCUGAAUAUCAUUAUUUCUUCUAGGAAUGUCUUAUAAUUCUCUUUUUAAUAAAACUAGUAAGCUUUUAA